Molecule: messenger RNA, 2392 nt
Organism: Amoebophrya sp. A120
Lineage: Eukaryota; Dinophyceae; Syndiniales; Amoebophryaceae
Source: the annotation of a GenBank genome assembly
AUGGUAUUUGGCAUGAACAACUUGUUCAUCGCUUUCGCUUCCUGUCUUUGCAAAUCUGCAUUACAACUCUGGCGUGGGUACGUUUUUACACAGGAUAUGCACCCAAUUGAAUUCUAUGUCGAGUCCGAGCAGCUUCGGCGGCAAAUCCUCGAGGUGAUAACCGACCGGCAGACGAAUCCAAAUCCCAGGCCGCUGUCCACGCAGCUCUACGAAAGUCUGUUCGCAUCGUCAGCACCAGCGAACAGCUCCGCCUCUACGGCUUAUGGAGACCCAGGCCGGGAAACGGAUCAGAUCAAACUGAAUUCCAAUUACCAAUACGGUGGCUCCUCCGCCUCCAGUACGCGCAGUACCCCCGGGGGCCGGCUAUCCGGAACCAGGAGCAACCACGGGCGGGCGGCCGGCACGGCGAGCGUGAUGCUGGAGCGAAGCCGGAAUUUGAUGGCCAAGUUCUGUUUGGCACAGAACGACGCCGGUGGAGGUCCCGGAGCGGACGGGCGGAGGCAGGCGAGAUCGGAAAACGGUUUCAACGGCCGCGGAGGCGGUGGAUAUCGCAAGAAAAAACUGUUUCACUGUGAACUUGUGAUGCAUAGAAUGGAACACAGAACUAUUUGUCUUGCUACACCUGCAAGACCUUGACUCUCUAGGGGUGUUUUUCCGUUGGAAGCGCGCAUGGCAAAUUUUCUGUGUCAUGUGCAACAAACUUGUGAUGCAGAUCUUGCAAAAUCAUCACAGUGAAACAGUUUUGUCGUGGGAUAGUGGAAACACCAGAAACAGUCGAACGAGCAAACUGUUUCGCAGCACGUUCGGAGGAAAGCGAUUGACCCGGAACAGCUUCGAAAGUAACGAAGGCGCGGGGGCACCCAACGUCCGAUCCGAUUUGGAAAUUUUGCAAAAUUACCUGCGCCACGACUGCGAAACGGCCUUGAGCAAGCUUGUGGAGAAGAGUAAGGGCAACACCAGCAGCAACACCGCUAGUACAACUUCAUUUCACGUCAAGCUCGGCACAAAAACUACUUUCCAGAGGUACGAGGCUCUGGUCGAGAGUAUCGUCAGCGAGUAUUCCGAUUUGGGACAUCUAGAAACCUUUUUCGAAGUGAAUUACCCGAAUGGCAUGCGGGAAGAACAAUUUGGGUGUAUCAAAUGUAAAAAUGUCUGGGUCUGGAAGAUUGCCAGGUUUGUCAUGCACAUUUUGCAUGACUCCUGAUGUCUGUGAUGCAUACCCUAGCAUAACAGAUUUUGUGAGGGCUUCCUGAUGCCUAUACCGCAUGACAAAUGCUCUUUCCGUGUAGCAAAACUUGGACUCUCUUUGCUGCUCAUGCAAUACAGAUUUUUUUAGAGUCCGAAAUCAGCAUGACAAGUUUGAUUCUUCCAGACCCAGGCAUUUUUACAGUUGAUAGGGUGGUUUUUGGUGCAAAUGCAGGACGAGAAUUCCCUGGUCGCGAAGGUAUCAACUGUGAAAAUGUCUGGGUCUGGAAGAAUUCAUGUUUGUCAUGCUUGUCAGGCAUGACUCUUAAAUCUGUCAUGCACGUUACCCAAGAGCUCCGUUUUUCUGUGAUGCAGAAGCGCAGUUUGUCAUGCAGAAUAGGCAACACCUAGGAGCUCAGAAACUUGUCAUGCUGAGCCAGCAGCUGUAGCCUCAUCAUGAGACGCUACCCAGCAUCACAAGUUCCCAGACCCAGACACUUUUACUUUUGAUAGAAGGAGGUCUUUUCCUUCCUCAAACCGCCCUGGAAAACGAGUUGUAACGCAGCCAGCAUUGCGUCGAACAGUAGUUUUGGUGCGACGUCGGCGCACCAGCAAUACCAGUCGCAGAACACUGCGACCAGUAGUAUGUUGGACCAGCUCCACAUGUCGAGUUUUGACCAAAUAUGACAGUGCACAACUCGUCCCCCUCCCCCCUCAUUUGUAAUGCAAAAUACGAAGUUCACAUCUUGCCCUCAAGCACAGUCUGCGUCACAAAUUUUGGAGCUUCAUCAAACAGUACUACAAUCCAUGUGCAGACUUGUCAUGCGGAAGUCACAUUUCUGGCGUUGCUUGUAUUGCUGUUCAUGCCAACAUUCGAAUGAGGGGGAGGGGGAGUUCUUGUGCACUUUCAUACCAAACUGCGAACGCUCUGAACAAGUUCGGCCUCCGCCGGUGGUUGUGCGAUGCGAGCCGAAAUUGCAUCUGUAGCGGGCACGAGAACAAUGGCGGUUCUGGUGCGACGAGUCUUAAUCUUGGAGAAGACAGCUUCAUCGAGGACCAUGUGGACCACAGCCUGAUUGAAGUCGACGAGCGAACCCUCGAUUACCCGUUCGCCAGUAUGCUGUGCAAAAAUGUUUGUCCCCACCGCCCCACAGUCAAGAUGGCAAAUCUGCAACACAAAUGUCCAAGUUUUGGGAGUUCUGCAUGA